This is a messenger RNA of Dentiscutata erythropus, 858 nucleotides long. Lineage: Eukaryota; Fungi; Glomeromycota; Glomeromycetes; Diversisporales; Gigasporaceae. The record is from the annotation of a GenBank genome assembly.
AUGGGUAAUAGAAUUUCAAAAUUUAAAAAAAAGAUAUUCAUAAAUGAUAUUAAUGAUAAUCAUAAACAUUGCGAAACCACAAUUUCGAAUACUGGAUUUCCUGUGGUUGAUAAUGAAUUAGACGAAGAAAAACGUCACCACGAAUUAAUGGUAAACAUUUGGAACUCAACAUUUUCUUCUCCAGUCGAAUCUAUUUUAAAACAUGGCAAUGCCAAAGUUCUCGAUAUUGGAUGUGGAUUUGGCGUGUGGAUAUACGAUAUGGCAUUAAACUAUCCACUUUCACAUUUCACUGGAAUUGAUAUUAUAACCCCAAAAGAUACUCUCCUUUCAAAUGUCAGGCUUAUACAAGCUGAUGUUUUGAAAGGAUUAAAAUAUUCAGAUUGUUCUUUUGACUAUAUUCACAGCAGAGAUUUAUUUUGGUAUAUUACAACAAAAGAUGCAAGUAAAUUAUUUCCAGAUUUGUUACGAAUUUUAAAGCCUGGUGGUUGGAUUGAGAGUGUAGAAUAUGUUACUGAAAUUACAAAUCCUGGACCUAACACCAAGUUCCUUACAGAUACAUUGUCUAGUUACCUUCGAAAUCAUGGAGUUUGUCCUGAUGGUUUUUAUAAAAAUUUAUCGAAAUUAUUUAAAGAAAAUAAUCUUGAAUAUCAAAUUGAAGAGAAAGUAAUAUAUAUUUCUGAUUCUGAAGUGACAGCAAAAAAAUUUCUAAUUGUUUUUAAAAUGGUAAAAUCCGUUAUUCUUGAAUAUACAAGUAUUGGUUCUGAAAAAUAUGAUGAAAUUCUUGAUAAAGUUUCGGCUGAGCUCAUAGAAUAUAAAUCUUAUGUUCGAUCGUUAAGACAUUUUGGAAAAAAACUUUGA